AUGAAACUCGAAGAGCUUCUAAUGCAACGAAGCGAGGAGAAGCAGAAGAGACUUGUUCUUGAGGAAGAGGUUCUGAAAUUGCAAGAAGAGUUGGAUGGGGAGCAAACACUUAAUAGUGUUCUCCACUGUGCACUUUAUGGACCUGCUCUGUCACACCCAUGUCUACUCUCAUUGCUUCCACCUCAGGUUCAGAAGCUAUUUUCGGAGCUGGAUAUGAUGGAAGAUGAGAUCAGUGGGCUCGAAAGGAAAUUAGAAGAGCUGAAACUGAUGUUGUACAAGGAGAGAGUUCAAACAAAAGAGUGGGAGAUGCAUAGGAGACAGUGGGAACAGAAUCAAGCAUUGUCCAGAGCUGGAAAUCAGUCACUGAUUGAUGGAUCGAGAUCACAGAACUAUGAAGCAUUGGGAAAAGAAAAAGGGAGAGUAAGGGAUAGAAGAUCCUCUGUUGGCUGUGCUUCUGAUAUUUCUUGUGCCUUUUCAGCUGGAGAGAUUGCUGAAAUGUCAAGGAGAAUAAGCAGAAGAAGCAAAAUUCAAAGAGUUCUGGAUAAUGGAAGUGGCAUUCUUAAACCAAAUGAGCUCUCGGAACAGUUGCUCAAGUGCCUUAUAGGCAUUUUUCUUGAACUAAAGCAGACCUCAUUGGAUAAAGAGGGGUCAUCAUCUGUUGUGACAAAGCUUACUCUCUCUUGUAUGAACUCAAAAGGGUUCAUGCCGAAAACCUCAUUCAACUGCAAAUCAUCUGCGAUCUUCCACUACAACACAUCACAUGUUGACCCGUACUGCAUUUUUUCAGAUAUAGAUGGCGAUGGCCGUGAUGUUGGCCCAUAUAAGGACUUCAUCCAGAUUACAAGAAGCUCAUUAGACAUCAGACGCUUAACGGAUUGUUCUAAUGAAUUUGAACAAUUGAGGAAAUUAAUGCAUCAAUUGUGUGUUGUGGACUUGACUUACUUGACCUACAAGCAGAAGCUAGCAUUCUGGAUUAACAUCUACAAUGCCUGCAUCAUGCAUGCAUUUCUGGAACAUGGGUUUCCUUCUACACAAGAAAAGCUACUUGCACUUAUGAACAAGGCUGCACUGAAUGUCGGUGGCAUAGUGCUUAAUGCUUUAGCUAUUGAGCAUUUCAUACUCCGACAUCCAUUAGAAACGAAACAUGGACCUGCUUUUGAGAAAGAAAUGCUACUGAGACAUGCCUAUGGUUUAGGAUACCCUGAACCAAAUGUGACCUUUGCUCUCUGCAGAGGAAGUUGGUCCUCACCAGCAUUAAGGGUCUAUACCUCAGAGGAGAUAGUGAAUGAGCUAGAGAGGGCGGAAGUAGAGUACUUGGAAGCUUCGGUAGGAGUUACUAGCAAGAAGAGAAUUGUGGUGCCAAAGCUUCUACAAUGGCACAUGCGCGAUUUUGCAGAUGACAUGGACUCGCUGCUGGAAUGGAUUUACAACCAAUUGCCGCGAUCAGGAUCUCUGAAAAGAUUGAUAAUGGAGUGCUUGAAUGGUGAAACAAAGUCACCCGUAAACAGAAUGGUCGAAAUCCAGCCUUAUGAAUCGGAGUUCCGCUAUUUACUGCCAUUAUGA
Molecule: messenger RNA, 1563 nt
Organism: Argentina anserina (silverweed cinquefoil)
Lineage: Eukaryota; Viridiplantae; Streptophyta; Magnoliopsida; Rosales; Rosaceae
Exons: 9
Coding region: 1-1563 (520 amino acids)
Source: RefSeq, a predicted model, not a curated record